CCCCGCCGUGUGCGCGUGUCUCGACAGUGUCAGGUACACCUGCCGUCUGCCGCGACGCAAACACAACGACCGUUAUCGUCCUAAAUGACAGCCUAAUGGACGAACGGAAAGGUAGUCUAUGCAUGCCUGUGUCGUUUAUGUGAACUCUUUGUGGAGUGCAGUGUUGUGUUCAUGUUGAUAUGGAGGAGGUUCGAAUAUCGGAUUGGCCCGAACCACCGGGUUCGCAUGCAUGGCUGCCCGCUUAUGGUUUCCAGCAUGACUUAUUGGAUAAAGAUGACUUUUUUGGUUCAAAUGGUGACAGUGGCAGCACUCACGCGUUGUACCUCGAAACGAUAGUCGAGGAAACAAGCGAUGAUUUGCGUUCGGAACGAUCUUCGGCUGCAACAUGGCUUUCGGAUUCAGAUGCAGAUUCCGUUAUUCAUGUGCGGGGAGCUGUGGGGUCGGAGUGCGACAGUGAAUCAGAAAGGGAAUGGGCUUGUCCGGCCAAGCGGCGCCGUAGGGAGCGCGCCGCCUCGCCCGGCAGCACGGGCUCGCUCUCACGCUCCUCCAGCCUCGCGCAGUUCGAGUCCCUCGAACGCUCCUGCGCAGCGCCCGCCUCGCCCAGCUUGUCGCCCGAUUCCCUCGAGUCCCCGCCAAACUCGCCCCCGCCAGCGCGUGCCCCCGCGCCCCGCACACAUCUCUCCGCAGAGAACCUCAGCGAAGAUAGCGGGUAUAGCGAACGGGCCCGCCGCCCCCUCGCGCCCAUCAAGCGACCGACAGAAAUAACGGCGGGCACCGCGGCUGGAUCCGCGCCCUGCCUCGCCUCGCCAACCGCCGUGCGCAGACCACCACGAACCGCGCGCGCGCUUUCGCUACCAGCAGAGCUCGACGUGUGCGCGGAGCCACGCCGCACCGCCGCGCACCGCGCGCGCUUCCGACAGACCUUUGAGGUGUCCGAAAGCCUCACCGUCAGCGUGGCGGACCUCACAGCGCUGGACUACCGCGGCGGGCUGCGCCGUCCGCGCCACCCGCCGCCGCCGCCGCCCCGCGCCCCGCGCCAUGCCCCACCCCCGCCUCCGCCUGACACCAGACUACCUCCACCUGCGCCACCCCGCGAGCCGAGUGCCGACAGCGACUCUACCACAGAAUCAGAGAAGGCCUUCGCACACGAAAUGGAGACCACUGUUCGACGUCUAGACGAGAACGCGAUGAGAGCGCUCGCCGAGACCGGGGACUUCGACCGCGGCCUGUCUGUGCUGACGGCGAAACGGCUGCGCGACUCAUGGGGCGCCUGGGAUGACGUGCUCGACGAACUGCGCAGGCGGAUAGAACCUUCGUCUGCGACGCCCUCCCCCCCACGAACGCCCUCCCCGGAUCCCAUCAGGGAGCCGGUUUUCGCGUCCACCCCUCUUCGGUCAUCGUGUGACGCGCGCGUUCGGUCCACACCUGAAUUACGAGCGGGCGCAACCCCGCAUCGCGAAACGCCGGAGGAAUUGCGCGCGUCCCUGCAACUGGUCGCACCGCCCGAGGCCGCGCCACCCGCGCGCUCCAUCUCUGCCGGCUCCAAGGGUGUAACGUUCUCGCCUGUGGUAGCAGAAGUUAGCUGGCGCGAGUCGAGCGCGAGCGCGAGCACGGUGAGCUCGAGCUCGAGCGGGAGCGACGACGCGGCGGACGCAGAGGUGACGGUGGUGGGGCAGGGGCGGGGCGAGGCGCCGCGCGCGCCGUCCGCACACGCAGACGCAGACAUGACGGAAACGGGCGCGCGCGCGCCGCGCAGCCGCAUCGCGGGCUUUUUGUCGCGGUUCGCGAACUUCCGUUUUUCGGGGCGCAAAGAUAAGAAACUUCGCGCAGGCGCGAACCCCCGGAGCGGCGGGACCGCGGUGACGGCGGCAGACGCGGGGCAGGGCUCGCGCGCGGCGGCCGGGCCGCAGUUCGUGCGCAUCCCGCUGAAGGAGGAGGGCGCGGCCCCCGCGGGCGUCGUGGCGCGCAGGCCGCCGCGGCCGCCGGCGCCGGCGCCUGGCGUGCUGGAGACGGACGUGGACACGCAGCGCACGGUGCUGCACGCGCGGUCGCUGCUCGCGCUGGCGCCGGUCGACCGCCGCACGCCGCGCCCGCACAAGUCCAUGGAGUUCCUGCUCGACAAGGACAGCGCGCAGACCGUUCAGCCCCCUGAGAACGAGUUGCAGAAGAAUUCGGAUCGUGUCCUCUCCGAGCACGAACUGCGAGUGCAGAGAUCACUACAGAAGCUCAAUGUGCCCGAAUGGUACAAGAACGCACCAGCCGCCCGCGAGGGUUUCCUGCUCCGGAAGCGGUUAUCGGACGCUUCGUCUGCGGCGCGCUGGGGUGGCCUCAAUUCCAAGACUACAUCGCUGGGCAGCUUGGGCGCCGGCGCGCAGCCCCCGCCGCCGCAGCUCUCCCCGCACACUACCAGCUUCGGCAGGUGGUCUACCAGCAGGCUUAACUCCAAUCAAACAUCUCCAUGCUCGUCGACUCGCAGCAGCGUGCGCGGCGGCAGCCCGCUGUGCUCGCCGUCCGCGCGCUCCUCCUUCAGCGCGCGCCAGCCCUACCUCGGCUGGCGCAGCCAAGAGCGCCUCAACACGACGCCGAGGACGCCGCACGAGAGGCUAGCCUCAUCUCUGCUGCAGCAGUCGAGCGCAUCAGCGAAGGCGUCGGAGGAGAUCCAGUCGUCGAUCAAGGAGGUGACGUCAGCCAUCGUGCAUUAUGUGUCGGGCCUGGAGCCCGCCAACGGCGACCUCGACCGCCAGCCCUCGCCGCGAUCCAGUCAAAAGCUCUACUGGCUAGAGAGCUCCUUUGUUGGUACGAAACCGUUAGAGUCCCCGCAGACGCCGCUGGUGGUGACUGAGGCGCUGCCCCCCCCACACCCGCGCCCGCCCUCCUCCCUGCGCCUCGAGCACCGCGCCGCGCCCGAUUGGCAAGAGUGCCAACAACCUUUGAACUUCGGCCUGAGCAGGCCCUCACCCAGCUCCACCACUCUAGAGGACGUUCUGGAUUCCCUACUAGGCCUACCCUCGCAGCCCGCCAGGAUACCCACUCCGCAGCCUAGUCCUAGGAAGAGCCCCUAUUAUUUUAUGGGAGGGAAGAGUCCCCGAUACGAACAGCUAACUAGUAGCGGGCACAGCAGCGCCUCGGCCGCCUCCCGCCUCGUCAGUACGCCCAGCGAACCCAGCUCUCUCACAGACCCCAGCCCCGACCGACAAGGCAAGGAAGCAGUUGAUAAUUCAGCCGCAAUGCAAGAUUCGAGACGGUCGCGGUCCGCGCAGGGCGAUCGGUCUCGAAGGAAGAGCGAGCCCUGCACUGGCGCCGGCGCCUCGCUAGACCGGCGCACCAGCCUGGACGCCGCAACACUGCGCGCGACAGAGCCCCGCGGACCUCAGCACGACUCGCGCGCCUCCCUCCUCUCUCUGCAGACGGAGAACAGCGCCGAAGAAGCCUUCGUCAAGUGCAAAUACCCCAAGUGCCCCUCGCGCGCCCCCCUCGCGGACGCCAAACGGCAUUACAAGUCAUGUCACAACUGCACGACGAUGUACUGCUCGAAGGAGUGUCGGCGCGCGCACUGGGAGAAGCACAGGAAGGUGUGUCUGCAUUCCCGCGCCAGCGCCCUCUGCAGGCAAAUUAUAUCUGCCGCGAAGGAGGACGCGAGCUCCCUGCAUCAGAUCAGCACCAUCGCCCAUAAAGGGUAUCUGGCGCAUGGCAGGGGUGUGGUCAAAGUGUUCUUCACGAGCCCGGAGGCUGCGGAAAAAUUCACAACACAUGGCUACCAGUACCUCAGCGAACCCGAGUACGUUAAGUGGAUCUCGCUGCAACCGAACGAAAUGGGAGUAGAGCUGUAUACGGAAGUGGUCAAGCUGUGUAAAUCGUACAAUCCUGAGACUAGAGUGAUUCUGUUUGUAGCCGUGUGUAUAAUCAGCGAGGUGCCCACGAAGGGCGCGGUGAAGUGGGAGCGGCAGAUGGUGUCGCGGUGCGCCAAGUUGCGUCUCAGCAAGACCGUCACCGCGGCCAUACAGGAACAGAAUCGAAGGCGGCACAGGAGAGACAGCAAGGGAACGCCGGAAGACCGCGAGACGCUUAUUCUGACGUCGAAACUGACCAAUGCUGGCGAGAAGAACGCGGCCACGGCGCAUAAGUUUAGAGAGAUAUGCUUUAAGAAUAUUGUGUACGAGUUGGAGAGUAGAGGGGUGGUUCUGAAGAAGCAUUUCCCCGAGGUGUACUCGCGGCUGGCGGCGUACGUGGACGGCACGAGCGACCGGUUCAUUCCGAUGACGAUAUACCCUCGGGACGUGACGAGCGGCAAGUCCUUCGUGUGCGUCAUAAUGCCGGACAGUGAGGCGGACAGCGGCACGCCUGUGGACGGCAAGGUCUUGACGGUGGAUGUCGGCUUGGACCGCUCUCGGCAUCAGAUAUCGACUCCCAUGUGAAGCUUUGUAAAUCUUAGAGAUAUUGAAUAAUUGCUAAACAAAUCUGCGGAACUAUGUAGCAAUUAUUUCUUAGGAAAAAGCUUAAGUACUUUUAUGGGAGCUUUUAAAUCGUACGUAACGUCUUGUUAUUCGGUGAUGGUUCGUCAUUUCAUAAUUCUUAACAUUCCAUAGAUCUAUUGUCAAUAUAUGGCUUAAAUUUAAAUAUUUAUACUUCCUAAAUCUUUGAUAAUGAAUCUCUUUUAAUAAUAA
This is a messenger RNA of Papilio machaon (common yellow swallowtail), 4664 nucleotides long. RefSeq lists its product as uncharacterized. The record is from RefSeq and is a predicted model, not a curated record. Gene Ontology annotation, biological process: cell-cell junction organization. The transcript is spliced from 11 exons. Gene Ontology annotation, cellular component: apical junction complex; plasma membrane. NCBI's taxonomy places the organism in Eukaryota, Metazoa, Arthropoda, Insecta, Lepidoptera, Papilionidae. Bases 180 to 4415 code for a protein of 1411 amino acids.